Molecule: messenger RNA, 2168 nt
Organism: Daldinia caldariorum
Lineage: Eukaryota; Fungi; Ascomycota; Sordariomycetes; Xylariales; Hypoxylaceae
Product: mannitol dehydrogenase domain-containing protein
Exons: 1
Coding region: 495-1673 (392 amino acids)
Biological process (GO): mannitol catabolic process
Cellular component (GO): cytosol
Molecular function (GO): mannitol-1-phosphate 5-dehydrogenase activity
Source: RefSeq, a predicted model, not a curated record
GUAAUGCCGUAUGCCGUCAGCAGGAACCAGCAAAACGGUGGGUCCCUUUGGAGUACAGUACAAUACAGUCCGCCAUUCAUUCCUGCCGUGACGCUACGCAGUACCCCUCCACAUCCGGUCGAAUUGUUCGGGGCUCGUGGGGCCUCGUGGUUUCCAGGUUUGUCCAGUUACGUAGUCCAAGUUACCUUCGCUCCUUCCUCAUCCUCGUCAUUACCUCUUUCCAACCUCUGCGUUGCUCUUGCGGUUGCACAUAAGAACAUCAACUUUUCCCUUUCCUAAAUUCUUUUUUUUCUUUCUUCACUUUUCCUUUUCUACUUAACUCAUCAACCUUGAUUAAUCACACCACUUUCUACUUCAGUGUUUCUAAAACUUUAGAAGCAUAACGAACUUCACCAAUUCCUACAAGUUCUAUCAUCCACACUAACUCUAACAACAAUCACAUUAUCUUCCUUUCUACUUAUAUCACCUCUACCCUCUACCUACACCAAUUCACAAUGGGUAAAAAGGCAGUCCACUUCGGCUCCGGCAACAUUGGCCGAGGCUUUGUCGCAUGCUUCCUACAUGAGUCAGGCUACGAAGUCGUCUUUGCCGACGUUGUCGACAAGCUCGUAGACGCUCUAAACUCGACCCCUUCGUACAAGGUUAUCGAGCGUGGAGUUGAGGGCACAGAUGUCAAGACAAUUACCAACUACCGAGCCAUCAACUCUAAGCACAACGAAGCUGAGCUUAUUGACGAGAUCGCAACUGCCGACGUUGUCACUUGCUCUGUCGGCCCUAACAUCCUCAAGUUCAUCGCUCCCGUCAUUGCCAAGGGUAUCGACAAGCGCUCGGCCGAACUCAAGCCUUUAGCCGUUAUUGCUUGCGAGAACAUGAUCGGUGCCACCGACGCCCUCGCCGGCUACAUAAAGGACCCCAAGAACACCCCCGAGCACCGCCUCGAAGACCACCACGAGCGAGCUGCCUACGCUAACUCUGCUAUCGACCGUAUCGUUCCCGCCCAAGACCCCAACUCGGGCUUGGACGUGACUUUGGAGAAGUUCUACGAGUGGGUCGUCGAGAAGACUCCCUUCCAACAUGGCGAGAAGCCGUCCAUAGAGGGUAUCAAGUGGGUAGACAACCUACUUCCCUUCAUCGAGCGUAAGCUCUUUACCGUCAACACAUCCCACGCCACUGCCGCCUACUUCGGCUACAACAGGCAGAAGCAGACCGUCGACGAUGCCAUGCGAGACAAGGACAUUAGGAGUCAGGUUGCCGCUGCCCUCGACGAGACCGCUAAGCUUAUUGUUGAAAAGCAUGGCAUCGCUCCCGAGGAGCAGGAGGCUUACAGGAACAAGAUCCUCGACCGAAUCAGCAACCCUCACCUAGCUGAUGCUGUUGAGCGUGUCGGUCGCGCUCCCAUCCGAAAGCUUGGCCGCAAGGAGCGUUUCAUCGGUCCCGCCGCUGAAUUGGCUGAAAUGGGUCAUGACACCCCGGCCCUACUAGCUGCUGCCGAAAUGGCGUUCCGCUUCCAGAACGUUGAGGGCGACGACGAGAGCAAGGAGCUUGCUAAGAUCAUGGCAGAGAACGGCCCCGAGGAGGUAGUCCACAAGAUUUGCGGUCUGCAGAAAUCUGAAAAGCUGUACCCCAAGGUGGUUGAGAUUGUCCAGAAGGUCCAGGCGGACAGCCAGGAUUAAACAUCUGGGCGAUAUCUCCCCUUUCCAGCUACUCUUUGCCUUCUAUGUUCUAUUUCCGCAUUUGCAUUUCAGAUUAAUUUCACAGCAUGGGAGCGAUUGUUACGUCUAGGGCAAUGACAGGGGAUAAAGGCGUUCAUGUAUGAUGAUACCAGAAAGGAAAUAUAAGGGAACGCAGGACGCAGGACGCAGGACGCAUUACGACGACUUAGAUCACGUCAAGCAGCAUUAAAAAGUCUGCAUCAAUUGCGUUGCGUUCUCGCUAGGUAUUGGUCAUUCCUGUUGAGUUGAGACGAGGUUGACGACAGGAGCAGAUUGACUUUCUAAUAAGAAUUAUUAUGACCAAGCUGAACUAUUUUUCCUUCUUGAGUGAUUUAGGAUUUGUAGAUGGAUUCGUAAAAGUGAUGCGUAGAAUUAUAUGUGCGAAGUGUUCAUAUGUAUCUGGUCCUAGUAGUUAUUACCUAGUAUGAUCAUUAUACCUCAGGUACCUAGAACAGC